This is a messenger RNA of Bipolaris maydis ATCC 48331, 1371 nucleotides long. Its product is annotated as glycoside hydrolase. The record is from RefSeq and is a predicted model, not a curated record. Gene Ontology annotation, molecular function: hydrolase activity, hydrolyzing O-glycosyl compounds. Gene Ontology annotation, biological process: carbohydrate metabolic process. Lineage: Eukaryota; Fungi; Ascomycota; Dothideomycetes; Pleosporales; Pleosporaceae.
AUGUACAGGACACUCGCCUUCGCCUCUCUUUCGCUCUAUGGAGCCGCCCGCGCUCAGCAGGUUGGCACCAGCACUGCUGAGAACCACCCCAAGCUGACCUGGCAAACCUGCACGGGUACCGGCGGUACCAACUGCUCCAACAAGUCUGGUUCCAUUGUGCUCGACUCCAACUGGCGAUGGGCCCACAACGUUGGCGGAUACACCAACUGCUACACUGGCAACACCUGGAGCACCGAGUACUGCCCCGAUGGUGACUCUUGCACCAAGAACUGCGCUAUCGAUGGUGCUGACUACUCUGGCACUUAUGGUAUCACUACCAGCAACAACGCUCUCUCCCUCAAGUUCGUCACCAAGGGCUCCUUCUCCAGCAACAUUGGUUCGCGUACCUACCUCAUGGAGACAGACACCAAGUACCAGAUGUUCAACCUCAUCAACAAGGAGUUCACCUUUGACGUCGACGUUUCCAAGCUUCCUUGUGGUCUGAACGGCGCCCUCUACUUCGUCGAGAUGGCCGCCGACGGUGGCAUCGGCAAGGGCAACAACAAGGCUGGUGCCAAGUACGGAACUGGAUACUGUGACUCGCAGUGCCCUCACGACAUCAAGUUCAUCAACGGAAAGGCCAAUGUCGAGGGCUGGAACCCCUCGGAUGCUGACCCCAACGGUGGUGCCGGUAAGAUUGGUGCUUGCUGCCCUGAAAUGGAUAUCUGGGAGGCCAACUCCAUCUCGACUGCCUACACCCCUCACCCUUGCAAGGGCGUGGGUCUCCAGGAGUGCACUGACGCCACGAGCUGCGGUGACGGCUCCAACCGCUACAACGGCCAGUGCGACAAGGACGGAUGCGACUUCAACAGCUACCGCAUGGGCGUCAAGAACUUCUACGGCCCAGGCGCCACCCUCGACACCACCAAGAAGAUGACCGUCGUCACCCAGUUCCUCGGCUCCGGCUCCAGCCUCUCAGAGAUCAAGCGUUUCUACAUCCAGAACGGCAAGGUCUACAAGAACUCCGAGUCGGCCAUUUCAGGCGUCACCGGCAACUCCAUCACCGAGAGCUUCUGUACCGCGCAGAAGAAGGCCUUUGGCGACACUUCGUCAUUCGCCACCCUGGGUGGUCUCAACGGCAUGGGUGCUUCGCUUGCUCGCGGCCACGUCCUCGUCAUGUCGCUCUGGGACGACCACGCCGUCAACAUGCUCUGGCUCGACUCUACCUACCCCACCGAUGCCGACCCAUCCAAGCCCGGUGCUGCCCGUGGUACCUGCCCUAUCACCUCUGGUAAGCCAGAGGAUGUUGAGAAGAAUUCGCCCGAUGCUACGGUUGUCUUCUCCAACAUCAAGUUUGGUCCUAUUGGCUCUACUUUUGCUCAGCCCGCAUAA